GGAUUGUUCCUGUCUACACAUCAGUAAUCAUGGCCACACGCAACUGGAACCUGGAGUGCAAGGUCUAUGUUGGUAAUCUUGGCAACAGUGCUGCCAAGAAUGAGCUGGAGUCUGCAUUCAGCAAGUAUGGCAACUUGAGAAAUGUCUGGAUCGCGCGCAAUCCGCCCGGCUUUGCGUUCGUCGAGUUCGAGGAUCCGCGUGACGCCGAAGACGCCGUCCGCGGCCUGGAUGGCACCCGGCUUUGCGGUGAGCGGAUUCGCGUUGAGAUGUCGUCUGGCAAGAGUCGGAACCGCGGCGGCAAUGCGCGGCGGCGUGUCCAACAGGUCAGUGAUGGGCGACGGCGCGCCUCCGCCGCCGCCGCCGCCGCCUGUCGGGAUCGCAAACCAGUGCCAUUGCCUUGAGCCGCGUGUGUGUGCGUGUGAAGCGGACCCCGGUCGGCGACAGGUGUGGACGCGCCGGCCUGUGUGCUGUGUAUGGUUUGUGCGGCCACUCCCUAACGCGACGAUGCCGUCUUACAGAUCUCCAACUUCACUCUAC
Messenger RNA from Pollicipes pollicipes, 537 nucleotides. Its product is annotated as RNA-binding protein 1. NCBI's taxonomy places the organism in Eukaryota, Metazoa, Arthropoda, Thecostraca, Pollicipedomorpha, Pollicipedidae. The record is from RefSeq and is a predicted model, not a curated record. The coding region runs from base 30 to 401 and encodes 123 amino acids. The transcript is spliced from 2 exons. Gene Ontology annotation, molecular function: RNA binding.